ACAAAUACUAAAAAAACCCACCUUUACACCCCCUGAAACAUAAACAACUCCUACUAGGCUACUACUCACACACACAAAUAUAUAUAUUACCGCUAAACCUCUUUACCGACCCAACAGCGCUCCUAAAUCUCCGAUCCCAAUGGACACGUCAUCGCCGCCGUCUCUCCCGCCCUUACCCAACCCCAAGCUCCGCCUCAUGUGCAGCUACGGCGGCCAAAUCAUCCCCCGCGCCGACAAGAAAUCUCUCUUCUACUCCUCCGGCGAGACCCGCAUCGUCGCCGUUGAUCGCCGCACCACUCUCUCGAAUCUUAACACCUUCAUGGCCCACCUCUCUCGGACUCUCUUUAACAACCGGCCCUUUAGUCUCAAGUACCAGAUUCCCAGCGAAGAUAUCGACUCGUUGAUCUCUGUUACCACUGAUGAGGAUCUGCAGAACAUGAUUGAGGAGCAUGAGCGCGCAGGGAGCUCCGGUGCGCCGGGGCGCAUCAGAUUGUUCCUCUUCCCGACGAAGCCGGAGUCGGUGGGGACGGUUCUGCUGGACGCCAAGUCGGAGACGUGGUUUAACGAUGCGUUGAAGAGUAGUAUGAUGAUUAGAGGGCAGAGUGAGGAUGUGGGCCAUGGGUUGUUGGGGUUUGAUGGGCUUGGGCUUUCCGAUGAUGGGCAGGGUGGUGGUGGUGGUGCUGGGGAUGGGAAGGUUGGGUUGAUGGAUUUCGGGUCGGAGUCUAUGGUGCUGGAGAAUAAUUCUUCGUUUGGGUCUACGGGUUCUUCGACCUCUAUGUCGACUUUGCCUGCCAUUGGGGCUUUUGCUGAGGAAGAGAAGAAGAAGGUGAUUACAGUGGCUUCUUCGGGUUCACUUGAUAGUGAUAAUAGUGUUGCAAGUGCUGUUUCUCAUCCAAAAACUGGCUUUCAUCAAGAUCAAGCAGUUCACAACUCUUUCUCGGAUGCUAAAGUAUCUUCAAACGCUGAUGUUAAAGUAUCUUCAAGCCCUUUGAAACCGGAGAGUAUCAUCCUUGAACCUUCAUCUUUGAUCCAAAUGAAAAAUGCGGCUCAGGUGUCUUCAUACCAGUUGCCUCUUGCACCGGAAGAAAAAUUACAUCAGCAGGUGCAGUACAUUCACCCAGGUGGUCAUUAUGUGUCUCAAUACCCAACAGGCCCAUUGCCAUUCUCACCUUACUAUCCAGUGUAUCAACCUCAGGUCCAUCAACAACAACACAUCCCUUAUUCACCUAAUCCACCUAAUCCUCCCUAUCCAGUUUACUUAUUGCCUAUAAGGCCGACUCAAUCUUACAUGUCCUCUUCCCAUAACUUGAAUAAUGCAGCAACCAAUGCACCAAGCCGUCCUCCUUUGCAUCCGCAAACUUCUUUGCUCGGCAACCAAGUAUCCUAUAGGGAAGUCACACCACAAGCUCCAGUUCUACCUGAACUAACCCCGGACAGUUAUUGGAGUACUUCACCUUCCAUUCAGAAACAACUUUUGGAUCCCUUGGAACCAUAUCAACCAUCACUCUCUGUGGUUUCUGAUCCAUUAGUUACUACCAACAGCGAUGCUGAAAUUGUUGUAGAUGAUCUUGCUUAUGCUCAGAUAUACAAGAGUCAACCUCCAGCACCUGCAACGACUCCCCCCUAUGAAGCUAUGACCAAUGUUUCAAAAGUAUUGUUAUCUGAGACUUCAGCCCCACUCCAUGGGGCCUCACUGCAAAGUAAGAGACCUAAUGUGUAGUGACAGUUUUCGUAGUGCCGGGCAAAUUUACUUGUCUUUCCUAUACUAUUUUGUUUGUAAAAGUGUUGGCUGGAUGAUGAAGUCUGGAGUUUGACGUUUCUUUGAUUGGUUUAUCAAUUUGUUUAUUUUGUUUAUUUUUUUUUACAAGUUCAAGUCAGAUUUAUGAAGGUACAAGGCUGUUCAUAGUAUUUAUAGUAGACAUCUUAUGUUUUUUGUAUCAGCAACUCAGAUUAUGCAUGUUGCACUCAUUUUGACAGCUUAUUUUCCGGAUGGAUUGAUACACUACACAUUUGGUGACC
Molecule: messenger RNA, 2019 nt
Organism: Daucus carota subsp. sativus
Lineage: Eukaryota; Viridiplantae; Streptophyta; Magnoliopsida; Apiales; Apiaceae
Product: protein PAL OF QUIRKY
Exons: 2
Coding region: 140-1720 (526 amino acids)
Molecular function (GO): protein binding
Source: RefSeq, a predicted model, not a curated record